AUGGAACCACUUCAGUGCACUAUUGAUGACUCGGUCCCUAUACCGUCUAACCUCUCAUCGGAGUUGAAGGAUUUCAUACUUGAACACACGUAUCCUUCGUCCACUGUCGUAGCUGCAAGUGCCCCAUCAGUAGCACCAGUAGCACCAACAUCGUCACCACCACCAGCAUCACCUCUAGCAUCAACACCACCAACCUCAUCACCAGCCUCUUCACCACCAUAUAGUCCUGCACCAGUCAUAUCAUCACGACAUCUCCAAUAUAUUCCAGCUCCAUCAAUCUCGUCACGCUCUAGUACCACAUCCACUAGCUCACUUAAUUCUGAUGACAGCUCGGUAGUGAGGGAAUCUGGAGAUAUUACUCUCAUAUCAUGCCCAACACUGCCCAAACUCGAACAAAAGACUCGUAGUUGGUUUGCAUUUAUGGUACUUAUUGGACGCAACAAGCAAUUACUAAAAGAAGCAGACGCCCAUCAAUGUAUCCGCGGUAUACGGAUUGAACAGAACAAGAGGGCUGAAAAGAAGCUUGUCGGUCCCUCGCCAGUCGAAAAGAAGGACAAGCUCAGUCUGGUACCGUCCGAGCAGGUGGUUUAG
This is a messenger RNA of Synchytrium microbalum, 591 nucleotides long. RefSeq lists its product as uncharacterized. The transcript has 5 exons. Lineage: Eukaryota; Fungi; Chytridiomycota; Chytridiomycetes; Synchytriales; Synchytriaceae. Bases 1 to 591 code for a protein of 196 amino acids. The record is from RefSeq and is a predicted model, not a curated record.